This is a messenger RNA of Porites lobata, 1987 nucleotides long. The record is from the annotation of a GenBank genome assembly. NCBI's taxonomy places the organism in Eukaryota, Metazoa, Cnidaria, Anthozoa, Scleractinia, Poritidae.
AUGGCGUGUGAGUAUUUAAGCUUGGGAUUGCACGUGGGCAAUCAUUCUAGGCCGACACCACUCGCUAUAAUUUUUUAUUUAUUCUGUUCUCCUACCAUGGAGCGGUCUGAAGUUCUUAACAUUGUGGAUACGGCGAUUGCCAGGAACAACGACAGUCUUGUCGAUUCGAUGAAACGCAUUCUAAAUGAGUCUUUAUCCGAUAUCAAGAGAGCCAAUUCCGAGUCUGCUGACUCCCAUCUCGGGGAAAUAAAGAAGCUGAAGUUUGAGGAGCCGGGGCGCUUUAAAAAGAAGGCGAACGAGGACCAGUACAGAUUUAAUUCAAAGCUGAGCGAUGUGUUAACCGAGGCCAAGUCGUCAUGCUCGUCUCAGCAGCUUGACAAGGUCAAAGAAUCACUAGAUAAAGGUGAGAGUUUGCUUGCCGAGAGACAAAAGCACAUUCUGUUAGCCGAUAAAUCAGAUUUUGGAUGGAUGAUCAUUCAGGAAUAUAAAAAGAAUGACCUCGCUGAUGACUCGGAUGACGAAAAGAAAAUUAUCAGGGCAGAAGCGAGAGCAAGAUCGCAAGCCAAGCAGAAUGCUCUGAAAUCCAAAUCAAGAUUUGCUCCUGUCAGACGGGACUUUCCUAAAAGCCUACCGAUCCCGAGCAAUUCCGUUACAGUUUCCAGUUCAGCAGUGAGACCUAUUCCAACGUUAGACGGGCAGUUCAGGAGUCAAAUCAAGCCAGGUUCUUGCUUCGCAUGCAAUAAGCCAGGUCACUGGAGGGCGCAGUGUCCCUUGCUAACUUCCAAGCCACGUGCAGGACAAGGACUAGCCGGCCGCGAGGAAGGGCAAGAUCAAGGUGUAGUUUUUUCUAAUGUUGUUGCAAAUUCUUUAAGUAACACUUUUGAGAAUGAUGUUCUCGAUUCAGAUCAAUCUUCGUCUGAUGCAACUUUAAAGUCUUUGACCCAUUGUGAAUUUGUUUCGGGUCAGGCUGAUGUUUGCUCAGUCCGCGGUAAUUUAGCUAAGUGUUAUCAGGAAUGGGUGAAUAUUGAUGCCCCAGGUUUUAUUUUAAGUGUCAUUCGCGAUGGGUACAAAAUUCCUUUCAUUGUUUUUCCGCCUCCCAAGGUUAGCCCUAACAAUGGUUCAGCACUAAAGGAGAGAGAGUUUGUUUCCGAGGCAAUUUGUAAUCUUAUUAGUAACCAAAGGUUUGGAGGUUUUGGAUCAUCCACCUGCCAUAGUUAAUCCACUUUCAGUUUCUACUCAGUCUUCAGGCAAGAAGCGGUUAAUUCUAGAUCUGAGACAUGUCAACUUGUACAUUUUCAAACAAAAGUUUAAGUGUGAAGAUUUGUCAGUAGCUCUUAAAGUUAUGUCCAAAGGGUAUUAUUUAUUUAAGUUUGACCUUAAAUCUGGGUAUCACCAUGUGGAAAUAUUUCCUGACCACAGAAAAUAUUUGGCCUUUGCCUGGGAUUUUGGCGACGGGGUCUUGAAGUACUUUCAAUUCGCGGUUUUGCCGUUUGGUUUGUCGUCCGCACCGUUUUUGUUUACUAAAUUGUUAAAGCCUGUAGUAACCUCAUGGAGAUGUAAAGGCAUUCCUAUGGUAAUUUUUCUAGAUGAUGGUUUAGGAGGUGGCGCGAACAGUAUUCAAGCUAAGAUCAAUAGUUUGACGGUUAAUGCAGAUUUGCUUAAAUUUGGUUUCGUUAUUAAUGAAAACAAGUCCCUUUGGGAACCAGUUCAGAAUAUUAUCUGGCUGGGUACUGUAUUAGACACUAAUCUAGGCUUUAUUUCUGUCACCGAACAUAGAAUAGCGAAGUUAAAGAGUAGUAUAGAUUCUAUUCUCAAGGGAGGUUGUACGACUGUCAACGUGAGAACUCUUGCCGCUGUUGUAGGCCAGAUUAUAUCAUUAACUCCUUGUGUAGGUGAUGUAACCAGGAUUAUGACAAGGUCGUUGUAUGCUGUUGUGAAUACGAAAAUGUCUUGGAAUUCUACCGUUGAAUUGUCUAAGGAAGCUUAG